This is a messenger RNA of Betta splendens (Siamese fighting fish), 3141 nucleotides long. It is a transcript of the gene tmem229a, whose product is annotated as transmembrane protein 229A. NCBI's taxonomy places the organism in Eukaryota, Metazoa, Chordata, Actinopteri, Anabantiformes, Osphronemidae. The coding region runs from base 133 to 1212 and encodes 359 amino acids. The transcript has a single exon. The record is from RefSeq and is a predicted model, not a curated record.
CACGUGAAGGCAGCGCCGUGUGCCGUUGCAGGGGAUGGUUGGAACGGCAGCUCCCAUCAUCUGCGACAGCGGUGACGGGGAACAAUGUGCGGGAGGAGCCCGGCCGAGUCCCUCCACGCCAAGUGACCGACCAUGGCCAGUCGGUGGCGAGACGGCCCCCGCGGCCGACCGGCGAGGCUCUUCGGCGGCACGCGGGGCGAGCGAACGCGCCGCCGCGACGCAGCGUCCGGGGAGGGCGACGGCGCGAGCGAGUCGCUGCGGGACCUGCCGCGAUGGAUGCGGCUCUACUUCUACGGGAUGCACGGCGUUGCCCUGGACGUCGUGCUGUCGUCGCUGCGCGGGCUUUUGAAUCACCGGGACCCUAAACUGGUGGGAUUCUCCUCUCCGUACCUGUGCAUCAUGCACGCGCUGAGCCACCUGGCGCUGGAGAAGAUCUACUCCCAGAAGCGGUGCUUCCGAGCUCGGCCCGUGGUGUUCCACCUCGUGUUCUACCCGUCGGUGUACAUCGGGCUGCAGAUCCUCAUCGGAACCGUCCGCACGUGGACGCAGCUGGCGGUGCACUACGUCCUGGCUCUGUACUACGCCCAGGUGUUCCACCGGGGGCUGUCCAGGCUGCAGUACCACCCGCUGUGCGCCCCCGACCCCCUCCGGGAGGAACCCCGCACAAAGGCCGGCGGGCGCAGCGGGGGGUCCGCUCGCCGCCUCCCCGGCCUCGUGCGCUUCCUGUUUUUCGGCAUGCACGGCUUUCUGGACGAGGUGCUCUUCACGUCCGUGUUCAACCUGGUGGAGAAGUCGGACCGGGGCCUGAGCGGGCACACGUCGCUGUGGUCCUUCCUGAUGUACGGGAGCUGCGGCUUCGUGGUGGACAGGCUCUACCUGCACCUGCACUUCAGCAGAGGCUGGGGCACGUGGCGGCGGCUCCCCAUCUACGUCUGCUUCAUCUACACCUGGGAGCUGUCGUGGGGCCUGGUCCUGAGGCAGUUCGACGCCUGCUCCUGGGAUUAUUCCCACUACCCUCACAACUUCCUGGGGCUCAUCACCCCCCUCUACCUGCCUGGCUGGGUCUGCCUCAGCCUCUAUCAGGACGUGCUGUCUAACGUUCUCCUGAGGAUCAAGUGCACCAAAGAUGCCGGCGAAGUGAAGGAAAAGAAUGGAGAGGCCGACAAGGAGCACGAAAUGACGCUGAGUGCUUUGGAUGCUCUGCGAUCCUAGGCCUGUCCAUGGAUAAAGGAGCUGAUAGGACCAAGUAAGAAUUAGCAUUUGUCAACAAAUCCAAGUAUUUAUUACUAAGGUUCAGACAGGAGGGCAUUGAAUGUUUACCUGACCAAGACAAAUGAUGUUGACCUACUGCCAUUUUUAUCUACUAAUAAGAUAUCAGAUCCUCUGAAAAUCAACCUGGUCUUUAUGACCAGAUAAAUGUACAUAGUCUUUCUUCUACUUGCUAUUCAUGCAACGUGGCACAUUUAGUUUGGGUCAGAGUGAGUGUUCCAUUUACAUAUAGAUUAGCAUGCUUUAUUUAUAGCUCAUACCUGUAUGUAUGUGCAUGCUAAACAUAUAAAACAAUUACAGCUUAUAAACAUCUGGAAGACUUUGUUUCUGAAGGCAUAAAGUUUAUCCAAUACACAUACUGUUGCCUAAAACUAAAAGGUCAGUAUUUUCAUCAGACAUGCUCUAUCAUACAAAUAUUUAGACGUUCAUAUCAUCUAUCUUAGUAGGGCCCCUCAGUCAUGCAUGCUAUUAGAUUGACAUAGUAAUAUAUGUAGCAAAGGGAGCUAAGGGACACUCUACUGUGAAGCAAACCAAACAGAACUUUGUUGUGUGCCUUUCGGUGGUUCUGCCUGAGUGAGGAUUGAUUUACAAUGUAUGCUAAAGCGAUUCACAUCUCAUCUGUUUGAGCCCAAGUGACAAAUGUGCAACCGCCGUUGUUUUUUUAAUUCUGAUUGCAUUUGUAGACACAAGUCUGAAUGCAGAGCAGAGGAAGUCUUUUAGAGGAUUCUGUUCAACAUAUAGAUCAUUUACACAGACAGGCUCUCAGUCAAUUCCGUUAAUUAAUGACUUUGCUUUUGUCUAAUAUUACACCCAACAGUGGAGGUUUGGGCAUCAGGUGAGCGCCCGCCGGUAGAAUGCUGCAGGUGUAACGUGAUAAUACACUGACACAGGACCAGCCGUCUGCAACGUUCACCUAAUUCAGGAGCCAUGGACUCGUUUUAUUAUUAAAACUGUAAAACUAUUAGUUUGUCAAAGAGCAUUUAAGAGCAACUUAUUUUAAAGCUAAUGAAGAUUUUCUUAUCUUGUGACUGUGACACAGCCUUCGACAGGAAGCCUUGUCACAACACAGUUCAGUGACGUAGGAGAACAUUUCAUUUCAAAGUCUUACACUUAUUUUGAAAUGACAGCCUUUAGCGGCUCAGCGGCCUUCUGCCUUCUGAGCAAACAGAUCUUGCACUGUCUAAAUAAAUGCGGGUGAAAUGGAGAGUGUGUCGUUCUCACUAAACGUCACAUGGGGUCAGUUUAGGAAAAAACACCAGCAGCUGUAGUUGUCCCACUCCCACAGCAGCAUCUCACUGCACGCCCGUGCUGGAAUCAGCCCUGCCAUGCAUGAGGCUGUCCUUUUAAAAUGCUAUUAUAAUAAGACAAAAGCCUGUUCUACUUUUAGCCCCGAUGUCUGAUUUGUGUUGGGUUCCUAUAGAGAUAAGUAGCAUUUUCUUAAAUCCUUACAGAAGCUUGUGAUUGUACUGGAUGCAAAUCUUGAAUGACUUUGAAAUUCAAUUCACUUAAGUUUAUUUAUAUAACAAAUCAAAAUCAUUCAUGAUGUUUCAGUCUCUGUUGAGAGCACUGGAAAUAUAAUUGGUACAAUAAUCUCUUAAACAUGUCAAAGUAUCGUAUUGUAUAGUGUGUUUUUUUUCUCGGCAGCUAUCGUGAGUUUACUCAACAUUUGCAUAUUCUCCACAGCCACGAGUGACUUGACCUUUUUACAUCUCUAGGGCUUUUUUGUUGUUAUUUACCUAUUUAAAAUAGACCCAAAGACUUUUAGAAAAGAUGUGAACAGUUGGAAUUACAUGUAAAUCAAUGUACGAAACCUUGAUUGCAACAGCAUGUAGUUUGAAAUUAAUUUUAAUAAAACCUGAACCUUUCCUGUGA